Molecule: messenger RNA, 270 nt
Organism: Iphiclides podalirius (scarce swallowtail)
Lineage: Eukaryota; Metazoa; Arthropoda; Insecta; Lepidoptera; Papilionidae
Source: the annotation of a GenBank genome assembly
AUGGCCGAGUUCGAGGAUUACCAGCUGGGGAUCUCAACGCCAUAUUUUAGGCGGCGGGGUCUCCCGUGGCAGACGUACGCUGUGACUAGUGAUGGAAGAACUCAGACAGCCUUCCGGCUGCCUCUUCUCAAUUGGGGUUCAGUGAACACUCGCAUUCUUAAAGUACAGUGUUCGAAGCUGAAAGGUGGUACGGGCAAGAAUACAUUAUUUGAUAUCCGUUCGAUGUCUCUACCCCCGGAGACUAACCCUAGAGGUCGGCCUCGCACCAAC